UUAUCAUUUUGAAAAGAGUUGAUUCUGCUUCCAUUGUAUUUGUGGAACAUAUAUUGGUUUAGGUCACCGUCUUCAAGUUUAUAUUGAAAGAGCACUGUACUUACGUGCUUAUAUAUCAUGGCGGACUUCGUUCUAGAGAAAGCAUUCGAAGCACUAUAUGCUGGCGUUGAAGACCUGAUCGUCAAGAACUAUAUCUUCAAGUCUGUCUUCAACGACGCCAAAUCCAGGCUCGACGAUUUGGCACCACUGAUCAAGGAGAUGGCGCAAUAUAACCAGAAAAUGAAUAGGCCAGAGAUGAGACUGGAAGCUUUAAAGAGAGUCAUGGAGAAAGGCCAAGAGCUAGUCAACAAGUGUUCAACGAUUACGCGAUGGAGCCCCUUCAAAAAAUACAAGUACGCCAGGAAGCUUCUACAAUGGGAGGAAUCUCUUAAAACACCGUUAGAGAUGCUUAAAGUGCAAGAAACACUGCAAGUAAUGAGGAUCGACGUCGCGGUUGAUGAUAUUCAUAGCAUGAUGGUGAAGCAACAAUCUGCAGAAAGUUCAAGUUGCAACACACGGCUUGAACUUCCACCUCUUCCACGGCUUAUAGUUGGAAUGGAUGCUCCUCUGAAGGACUUGAAGGAAAAGCUUCUUUACGAUGAUGGGGUGUCAAUGCUUGUGCUCACUGCUCCUGGCGGCUGUGGGAAAACGACUUUGGCAACAAUGUUUUGUCAAGAUGAAGAGGUCAAAGGUAAAUUCAAGAACAAUAUUCUCUUUAUAACUGUUUCACAAAACGGCAACUUAGAACUUGUUGUGCAACGACUUUGCGGACACUUUGGUUCUUCGGUUCCUGGAUUUCAAAACGAAGUACAUGUGCUUCAAUGGAUGGAAACACUGAGAAAGGAAAAACCAAGUCCUUUAUUGUUGGUCCUGGAUGAUGUUUGGUCUGGAUCAGAAUCCAUUCUUGAGAGUUUUCAAUGUGAAAUGUCAAAUUACAAGAUUUUGGUUACAUCAAGAUCUGAAUUUCCAAGAUAUAGUUCUUCGUAUAACUUAAAGUUACUAGAAGAUGACAAUGCGAUGAAGCUUUUUUAUCACUCAACGGCAUUGGGAGAUAAGCGCUCUCGUACUCUAGAAGAUCUCUCGAGAAAGAUAAUAAAGCGUUGCAACGGAUUUCCACUUGCCAUUACAGUUGUGGGAAGAUCACUAGCUGGGCAACCUCUAGAGGUUUGGAGAAAAAGAGACACAGAAUGGUCUAAAGGUUCAUCUGUUUUAGAUUCGGAGACUAAAUUGUUUCUGUGCCUCCAAAGCAGCUUAGAUGCUUUGGAUAAAGGAUUGACAAUUGUGAAAGAUUGUUACUUGGACUUGGGAUCUUUUCCUGAAGACAAAAAAAUCCCGGUUGGUGACCUCAUUGAUAUGUGGGCAGAGUUGUAUGAACUAGAUGAUGAUUUUGUGUUUGCAUAUGUCCAUGAACUGUGCAACCGAAAUCUGGCUACUCUCGUGGACAAAAGACAUGUAUAUUUGAAGAUUGAGGGGGACGAUUAUUACGGUGGCCGAUUUGUUACCCAACAUGACUUGCUUAGAGAGCUAGCUAUUUACAACGCUAAGCUAGACCCGGUAGAAGAACGAAAGAGAAUAAUCAUGGAUUCAUGUGGAAAAAAUGUUCCCAAGUGGUGGAAGGAACAGACAUAUCAACUAGCCAACGCUCGCCUGUUAUCUAUCACAAUUGAUAAGGAGUUUUCAAUGGAAUGGCCCCAGAUUCAGCUACCAAAAGCUGAGGUUCUUGUCUUGGAUUCCCAUGAGUCCGAGGUUUCCUUACCCAAAUUUGUGGAGAAAAUGAAUGAAUUGAAGGUGGUGAUAAUCGUUGGUCAUCACCGUCAUUGGUUAGGUUACAUUGGUAGGUCAAAAAAUUUUGAACUGCUUGAACUGCUACCGAAUCUAAAGAGAAUCAGCUUGGACAACAUCCCAAUACAUAGCCUAACCAAGAACCGCAUGGAAUUGAAGAGUGUAAAGAAGAUAUCUCUCAAGUCAUGUCACAUCAAGGCACACCUGAACAAAGGGGGUGCUGGCAAAUUGUCAUAUGUUUUUCCGAAUCUAGAGGAAAUAAACAUCGACCGUUGCUAUCAGCCUGAAGAGCAGCUAGCGGAUUUCUGUAAUCUGAUUCAAUUAAAGAAGAUUAGUAUCUACAACUGUUGGGACCUACGUAGCUUGCCUGAAGAAUUUGGAAAUUUAGUGAACUUAGAAGUAUUGAGGCUAAGGAGCUGUAUUGGUCUGACGAACUCUCCUGGCUCAGUUAGGAAACACAAAAAGUUAAAUGUCCUCGACCUGUCUGGUUGCUACUGUAUUGAUGAAUUGCCUGAAGACAUUGGUGAACUGAGCAGUUUGAGAAAGUUGGACAUGAGGGGGUGCUUCGCAGUGAGGAAGCUGCCACCGUCAGUUUUGAAUCUUAAUCAGUUAGGUGAAGUAUUGUGCGGUGACGAUAAUUCACAUUUAUGGGAAGCCUGUCUACCCACUCUCACAAACCUACGCAUUAUGAAUUGAAUUUUCACCACGGUUGGAUCAGCGUUUUUGGGUUUUGAAUUGAACUUCACUAUCAUUUUUUUCGUACCUCGUUUAUCUGUUCUUUUGAUUGAACCAAAACUCUGUUCACUUC
Molecule: messenger RNA, 2629 nt
Organism: Argentina anserina (silverweed cinquefoil)
Lineage: Eukaryota; Viridiplantae; Streptophyta; Magnoliopsida; Rosales; Rosaceae
Product: probable disease resistance protein At5g66900
Exons: 5
Coding region: 118-2517 (799 amino acids)
Biological process (GO): defense response to fungus
Molecular function (GO): ADP binding
Source: RefSeq, a predicted model, not a curated record